GAAAGGUGGGGUUGCCAUUCCAUUGAUCAGUAAAGAUGCCUGCAGGACUCUGUAUAGAUUUGCAACUGCCUUAACAAACGAACCUUCUAUUCCCAUCUUUCCUAAGGAGAUGAUUUCACAAGAUGCUCAGGAACCGCCCACCUCUUCUAGUUCCUCUGGAUCUUUUGAAGUUCUGGAUCUUUUGGCAGCAUAUGAUGCAGUGAUUCCACACUGGUUUUACAGGAAUUUCCAGGACAUCUGGUUCCCUUUUAGUAAUGAAGACUCAAGGAAACUGGAAGAAGCUUUCUGCUCAGGACGCAAUCCACAAAACAUUGUGAUCCCAACCUGUGGUGGCCGAUAUGAUGUGCUAUUGGGCAAACGGAAACGACAAGCUAUUUACUGGGAAGAGGCUGAAUCUGAAGUCCAGAGAUGCACUUGGUUUUAUAAGCAAGAGAAGGACAAUCAGUAUGUCCCUUAUCCGGAAGACUUCAGCCAGUUGUUAGAAGAUGCAUACAUGCUGGCAGUUACCAGGAAUGAGUGGAAGAAAAAAAUUGAAUCUCCAUUCAGGGAUAUAAUUAUACUUCAUAACCCAAAACGUAUGGUUCACUACCAGCCAGCAGGAAGCCCUGAUGAUUGGGGAGCAACACCCAGUGAACAAGGACGACCUCUUACAGUGAAAAGAGGGGUUGACAACAUAUCUGUGAAUAUACCUAAAGGGGAACCAACUCAGAUUGAUCACUUGGUGUUCAUGGUGCAUGGUAUUGGUCCUGCCAGUGAUCUCCACUUCAGAUCUAUUGUGCAGUGUGUGAAUGAUUUUCGAUUUGAGUCCCUUAAUCUCCUACAUGUUCAUUUCAAAAAAGCUGUGGAGCAGAAACAGAUUGGUCGUGUAGAGUUUCUCCCUGUGAACUGGCAUAGUGUUCUACAUGCUAGUGUUGACAGUGACAUCCAAAGAAUUACAUUACCCAGCAUCAGCCGUCUCCGUCACUUCACCAACGAAACACUGCUGGAUUUAUUUUUCUACAACAGUCCUACAUACUGCCAGACAAUCAUCAAUACAGUGUGCAGUGAGAUGAACCGUAUUUAUUGUGUGUUCCUGGAGAGAAACCCUACAUUUAGUGGGAGUGUCUCCGUUUCUGGACAUAGUCUUGGUUCCCUUAUUCUAUUUGAUCUUCUCACUAAUCAAACUGACCCCUCACUUAGCUGCAAUAUCAAAAUCAAGACAUCAGAAAAUGAAAAUGAUUUACAAGAUAACAAGCACACCCUGCUUAAUGUUCUGCGGGAGCUGGAUCUCACAGAUUUUCUCAGUGUUUUUGAACAAGAGAGGAUGGAUAUUGAAGCACUGGCUCUUUGCUCAGAUCAAGACCUUAAAGAUUUGGGAAUUCCAUUAGGCCCACGAAAGAAAAUUCUACAACGUAUAAAACAAGAAAGAGCAUCAAAGGACACCAAAAACUUGACUGAAGUAAAAGAAAAUUUGCAACACAGAGAACCCACUUUUACACAAGUCAAUAUGCCCACUGAAGUGAAAUAUGAAAACUUUAAUGUUGGAAUAGGACAGGUUUCUGUCAUUUAUCCACAGCUCAGUUUUCUUCCUCAAAUCUUCUUUGCCUUGGGGUCACCAAUUGGGAUGUUCUUAACAGUGCGAGGCUUGAAGAGACUUGAUCCUCAAUAUCAGUUUCCAACUUGUAAACGCUUCUUCAACAUUUAUCAUCCAUUUGAUCCAGUUGCAUUCAGGAUUGAACCAUUGGUGUUUAAAGACGAACCCUUUGAGCCAAUGCUGAUUCCUCAUCAUAAAGGAAGAAAAAGGAUGCAUUUAGAACUGAAGGAAGGCCUAUCACGUAUGGGCACAGAUAUCCUAGGAUCUUUCCGGACAGCAUGGCAAACCUUUACCCGCCCUUCUUUUCCAUCUCUACCUCCUCCCACUGCAGAGGCUGCUGCGCCUUCAUGUGCCGAACUUCCUCUAAAUAUAGAGAAAGAAGCUGAACCAGAAGCAGAAUUGGGCGAUGAACAGACUAGCCAAGCAAAAGAUCCCUCAGAGAUCAAUGUUGGGAUGCUAAAUGGAGGACAACGAUUUGAUUAUGUUCUUCAGGAAAAACCCAUUGAGAGUUUUAAUGAGUACCUGUUUGCACUGCAGAGCCACCUCUGUUACUGGACAUCUGAAGACACAUCACUGUUGUUCCUAAAAGAGAUUUAUCAAAUGUUGGGAGUCGACAUGGAUCAGCCACUGCCAUAACGUCUCUCAAAACAGCCUUUCAGUGGAGAUUUUAAAAAGGGAUUUUUACAAACCAUUUCAGUCAUGUGAGACUAUUUCCAGCAACAGUUCAACUGUCAUGAUGAAGUACAUUCAGUGACCAAAAUGUUAAAAAUAUCUGAAGCAAUAUAUUUUUUUGUUCAUGUUAAAAAUAGAGCUAUUUUAAUUGAUUUAUAUUAUAUUAUUAUAAUUGCUGGUAAGACUAGUUCUUAAAACAAUUUGACUCUAAUAUGUGUAAACUUAAAGUGAUGGUAAAGUUGGGCUGUGUGGAAUAGGUAGUUAUCUUAAUUACAAUAUAUAUAAUAAAAUCGCUGUUUAUUUAAUUUUCAAUCUAUUCCUAAAUAUUUAAAUUUGGUAUACAGUAUUAGUUGUAGCUCCUUACCACUCCUUCCUCCACCCCUUUCAAUUUCCAAGUUCUGGGACGUAGAGAGUGAUCCCACCCGCUUUCUACGUAGGCAUCCAAGCUCCCUCUUGAGAUUAGCAGUGGUGCGCAUGUGCAAUUCACUUCUAUAUGCUCCGUCACGGAGUGAGGUAUCAGAAGAAAAAUGAAGAGCAUGCGCAAUGGAUCAAAGGGGCGUUUUGUGUGGGGAGUUGGCCACCUAAAGGCCAGAAAAUCAAUUGGGCAGAUGAGGAACGUCACUUAAAAAAAAAAUGAGUAUAUCGACUCCGGGAUAAAAACUUUUAUUUUAAAAUAUAAAAACAAAUUAUGAAUUAAAGUGGGGUUUUAUUUUAAUACUAUUUACAUGGAUAUGUUCCAUACCCAUCGAGUGUACCAUCACUUUAAUAUUACAGAGUAAACUCAUAAGUAUACAUGUAUGGUUGAGGAGCCUAAAUGUUAAAGGGACAUUCCGGUCAAAAUUUAAAUGCAUAUAGAUUAAUUACAUCUUUGAAUAGAAACAUAUUUGCAAUAUAAAUAUACUAGCUAAACUGCUUCUAGUAAAACGUAUUAUUUUAGUGUUAACAUUUUUCUCUGCACGUGCAUGUGAAGCAUAGCUAGAUAUUCUCAGUGCACCAGCAUUUUUAAUACUGCAGCUGUUCAGAGCACCAGUAGGGUUUGUAUCAUGUGAGUAAUCAACAAAUUGAGUCAUUACUAGAUGGUACAAGCACCUUAGACUCUCUUAUGGGGAUUCCAAUUUCGGUUUGAAUGUCCCUUUAAUAUCAUGAUGUGCAACCUUUUUAUUUAUUUUCAUCAUAAGCAGGUUUGUUGUAGCAAUUUUGUUGGAUUCUAGGUCAUGUGCAAAAGAUAAAAUAAUAAAACAAGAUAACGUGAAA
Bombina bombina (fire-bellied toad) is the source of this 3499-nucleotide messenger RNA. It is a transcript of the gene DDHD2, whose product is annotated as DDHD domain containing 2. The record is from RefSeq and is a predicted model, not a curated record. Gene Ontology annotation, molecular function: triacylglycerol lipase activity; protein binding; metal ion binding. The transcript is spliced from 18 exons. The coding region runs from base 110 to 2209 and encodes 699 amino acids. Lineage: Eukaryota; Metazoa; Chordata; Amphibia; Anura; Bombinatoridae. Gene Ontology annotation, cellular component: COPII-coated ER to Golgi transport vesicle.